AUGCUCAACCAAGCCCUGCAGGGCAUCCCAGGGCUCCUGCAGCCCGACACGGACUGGACGUACACCAAGAAGCGCGACGCCCAGGAGAUCCUGCCGGGCCUCUGGCUCGGGCCGUUCGGCGCCGCGCGGGACCAGGAGUUCCUGCAGCGCGCCGGCAUCACGGACGCGCUGGUCGUGCGGGCGCCGGAGGAGGCGAGGAUCAUCGCGCCGAAGUACCCAGAGCUCAUUCGCUACGAGGUCCUCGAGUGUCGCGACAGUCCCUUCGAGAACAUCAUCCGCUUUUUCCCAGGCGUGAAGCAGCUGUUCGACGGGGUUCUCGGCCGGGGCGGGCGCAUCCUUGUGCACGGCAACGCCGGCAUGUCAAGGUCGGCGGCCUUCGUGGUCGCCUACGUCAUGCAGCGUUUCGAGCUCACCUCCGACCUGGCGCACCACUACGUGCUGACGAGGCGGCACUGCAUAUCUCGAGCCGGGGCUUCCGAAACCAGAUCCGAGAGUACGAGAUGCUGCACAGGGCGCAGCUGCAGUUCGGCCCCGGCGCCCCCGGCGCGGCGGGCCCCGGCCUCCCGCAGGGCCAGAAGCGCGCCCUCGAGGCCGCGCCGGAGCCCGCAGAGCCGCCCUCACCGAUGGCGACCUGAGCGGGUCCGUGCCGAAUGUCAGCUGCUCAGCACCGCUAUUCAGAGCCGCGAAUCAUCAGGGCACCGCUAUUGA
Molecule: messenger RNA, 708 nt
Organism: Prorocentrum cordatum
Lineage: Eukaryota; Dinophyceae; Prorocentrales; Prorocentraceae
Source: the annotation of a GenBank genome assembly